This is a messenger RNA of Styela clava, 1111 nucleotides long. The record is from RefSeq and is a predicted model, not a curated record. NCBI's taxonomy places the organism in Eukaryota, Metazoa, Chordata, Ascidiacea, Stolidobranchia, Styelidae.
CUCGUAUUAACGAUAUGGACGGCAGUUUUUAUUUAAAUCAUUAUAAAUUAUUCAAUACAUAUGCGUUUCAUUAGAACUUUUCAGUAGCAAAUAAAUAUUAUAUUAAUGGCUCCCGGAAGACUUACUGAAAAGGCAGCAAUUGUUACCGGUGGUGGAAGCGGAAUAGGUAGAGCAGUUUGUGAAGUAUUUGCAAGAGAAGGGGCUAGCGUUGCCGUUCUUGAUAUCAACGGCCAACAUGCGUCCGAGACCGUUAAACUGCUGUUAACAAACCACCAAAACACACAUUGUUUUAUCGAAACAGAUGUGUCAUCGGUUGAAAAUGUUAAAGAGGCAUUUUUGAAGUCACAGAAGGAAUUGUCAAAAACAUGCACUAUUCUUAUAAAUUGUGCUGGAAUAUUACGUGGAGAUUCAUUCGUCAACAUGAAAGAUGAUGACUUUGAUGAUGUCAUUCGGGUUAAUCUGAGAGGAUCAUUUCUUACGUCGAGGGAAUUUUUAAAAUCACUGGAAAAUGUGGAAGAUUCAAAUGGGAGCAUUGUCAAUAUUUCUAGCCUCGUCGGGAAAAUGUCGUAUUUUGGGCAAGGUAGUUAUUGUGCUUCCAAACACGGUGUUCUAGGUAUAACAAAAACGAUCGCUGCUGAAUAUCCAUUACACAAAAUUCGGUGUAAUGCUGUGCUUCCUGGGGCAAUAGAUACCCCGAUGAUUAGCUCAAUCAACCCUGAAUUAUUGGAACAAGUGAGAAAAACAAUACCUAUGGGUCGAAUAGGCAAACCUGAGGAAGUUGCAAAUGCAUGUUUAUUCCUGGCAUCGGAUGAGAGUUCAUACGUUAACGGAGCUUGCCUAGAAGUAACUGGUGGAGUAGGUGUUUAAAAGAUAACUCGAUAAAACGCUUUCUAUGAGACACCUCCAUUAUUGUCUCUUGUCAUUUCGAGAGCGAUUGAUCUCGAACCCGAAAAGAUAAGCGAAUUGCUGUCUCCAAAGAAGAUACAACAUGUCAAAAAGUUAAAUGUUUAAAAUCUUAUUGAUGUACAAAUUAUCCAUUGCGAUAUUUUCAUUUAAAUAUAGCAUGAAACCUUUUAAAUUUUGGAAUAAACAAUUCUCAAGAAUAUAAAAA